Humulus lupulus (European hop) is the source of this 1011-nucleotide messenger RNA. RefSeq names its product callose synthase 5-like. Gene Ontology annotation, molecular function: glucosyltransferase activity. NCBI's taxonomy places the organism in Eukaryota, Viridiplantae, Streptophyta, Magnoliopsida, Rosales, Cannabaceae. The coding region runs from base 81 to 335 and encodes 84 amino acids. The transcript is spliced from 2 exons. Gene Ontology annotation, cellular component: plasma membrane. The record is from RefSeq and is a predicted model, not a curated record.
GCCUAAAAUUCAGUCAUUUUUUAACUAACUUGUGUUCAUCAUUUUAUUAAAGAUAUACUUGGUUCCUUUACUUCAGGGAAAUGGAUUUGUUGCUAGUUCCUUAUUCAUCAGAUCCAGGGCUGAAGAUUAUUCAGUGGCCACCUUUUUUGCUUGCUAGCAAGAUACCAAUAGCAUUGGACAUGGCAGCUCAAUUUAAAUCCAGGGACUCUGAUCUUUGGAAGCGUAUAUGUGCUGAUGAAUACAUGAAAUGUGCAGUGAUUGACUGUUAUGAAUUUUUCAAGCAUGUCUUGAGCAUUCUUGUGGUUGGAGAUAAUGAAAAAAGGUUAUAUUGGUAGCAAUUGGUUUCUCUACAAGUAGGAUAUAUAAUUCUGUUUGUUUCAGUUUCUAGAAAUCGAAGAGUCAGAAUAAAACUAAUGUCUAGUUUUGUAGUCUAUAAUGUAAAUGAGUUACAGUUCUUACAGUUUCUGAAACUUCUUUGUCACACUUAAAAUUUGCAGUUACAUAUCAAGAUUUCAAAACAAAAUUUAAAAACUGGAAAAGGUACUGGGUAAUUACAUUGUUUUUUUUUUAAAAAAAAAUUAAUUUUUCCAUUACUCUUAUAGCUGGGAACACUUGAUUUUGAUCUUUGCAUUUUUGGCUAUACUGUUUCUAGUUUUUCAUGUAUGAGCUAAAUUUCAACAAUUUUUCUUUUUUUUUUCCUUUUAACACCACAGAUUGAUUUCAUUUACGCCAAGUCAUUUAUGCUUGAACCAAAUAACAUGUACCAUAAUGUAACCUGUAGAAAUUACAAAAAAGUGUUUUAUAUAUUAUUGAGCGUGGAUAUCAAUAAUUAUUAUAGUCUCAUCCUAUAUAAAAUGUUGCUAUACAUUCUAAUAUGAUUUUAUGGUUUGCAGGAUAAUUAGCAUCAUUAUUAAAGAAGUUGAAAGUAGCAUCUCAAAAAAUCUGCUUCUUGCAAACUUCAGAAUGGGUCCUUUACCUACUCUUUGCGAGAAAUUUGUGGAGCUUGUAGAG